CGUCAGCUGAGUGGAAAGCAAUCCCUGUGAUCCGCGCCCUUAUUCAGAGCCGACAACAAACAGUCUUAUGUCAAGUGUAACCGUGUACUGGUGCGACCGCUUCCAACCAUUUUAAAAGGAUAAUGGAAGCAAAGGAUGUAAAUUUGAAUGAAAUUCACAAAUUACCUGAAUCAGAAUUCCGUAAACAUUUUACACAAUGGGUAGAAGAGGAUGGAGUCGCCCGGGCGCUUCAAGCGAAACUCCGCAAGCACCUUAUAGAGACAUUCAACAGGACUCAUCUUGGACGACGAAUUUAUGCAAUGUACUCGAAGGCGAACCGGAUGAUUUUAUCGCCUCUCAUCCUAGCCCUAAAUACAUUAGUAGCCGAAUUCCUAUACGCACAGAAUUGCCACUUCUCACUAUCCGUAUUCUCAACCGAAGUUCCUUACAGAAACACACUGCCAGACUUCGAAUCGGAAACACCAUUUCGAUUCACAAAAAGUGAUAUAAUGGAAAUUUUCGAGGCCAUCUCGACUAAUAUAUCCGAGGACUUCCAACAGACAAUAAUCCAGUGUUAUUUGAACGAUUCUACACCGAAAUAUUGUAUAUCCCUGUUGUAUCUAAUAUUUAAGCACGUGUUCAAAUUUUCACCAGCGUCUUCCGUGCACAGAAAAACUGAUGCAAAGACGCAUCAAGCAGAGUCGGCAAGGACUGAAACAUCAAGAGACAAGUCAGAUUCCGAAUCGUCUAAAGGAAAAGAUUGUCAAUCUAGUGAGGCGACGUCAAAAAAGCAAUUCGGUGCUCGCUAUAACAAUCAAUUCCGAUACUUGAACAAAUAUUUAGUCAUCCUCUCGCGAAAAGUAAAAGAAAUGUCCAUCAGCCUGGAACAACUUGAAGGACGAGAAGUGAUUGCAGACCGUUUAAGAAGAAAAUCUGUUCAAACAAGGAAAAUGGAAAACCUCAACCGAAGCUUGGAAAAAAUUUCAGAAAAUUUGAGGAUUCUAUCGCAGUCAAAAAGAAAGAAUCGAAAAAUGUCAGUCAUAAUUUCGGCAAUAGAUAAGUUGACGAUGCAAUUGGAUAAAUGUUCCCAAAAUUUUCAAAUGAUGUCGCGUAAUUUGCGAGAAGGUCCUGCUACGACUAUAGAUAAAAGUACGAGUGCAGCGGAAAAAAGUUAUGGUGAUUGGGUCAGGGAGCUGACAAGUACCAAAAGUGGGAAGAAAUUCGUGGCGAAGAUCGAAAUUGCCUUGCGUAAAACAUUGGAAGAAGAGAAAGGCAAACUUUCCCAUGCAUUCAACCAAAAAUUUGAAAAUCAUAAAGCGUUAUUGAAGCUGAAAUACAAACAGAAAUUGUUGCAGCGUUUAGAAACUCGUGCACCACCCGAAGCCAAUCAAACGGAUAAAUCCAAUGAAAUUCAAAGCUAUAUAGAACGGAAGCUAGAAGAACUCAAUAAGAAACACGACGACUUACUGAAGAAGAUCCAAGAAAGUGAAGCCCGUAUGAAAGAUAGUGAAGUUGUUUUUAGCUUAGACGAUGAAAGAUCUAAACAAAAACCUGCAUCCGCUAGAAGAAAAUUAUUUAAAGAAAUGAUUCCCACAGGAAAUCAAUUGUCCUCUGAAGAAGAUAAGGAGAGUAUACCACCUCGAAGAGCCAAACCAGUCGAAAAAACGAUUGAUUUGAAACCCCAACUGGAGGAAAUGGCAAAAUCGAUUGCAGAGCAAGAGAGAAAUAUUGAUCAUAUAAUCUAUGGAGCGAAGCUUCGCAUCCAAGAACUCGAAUACGAAAGCAACCAAUUGGAUCGAAGCUUCCAGGAUUACAUCGAAAAACAAAACAUCCAAAAACACCAACUGGAGACUAACGCCGCCCAUAUUUGGAACAAUUACAAUUUACAGAAGUCACUCUUGGACAGCAGACAGGUAAAACGUCGCAUUCGCCCCAAGCAACCUGAAACUGAGCAGGUCGGCAGCCUACCAUCAGAUGAUCAAAUUAGUCAAAGCCCACCACCAGCAGUACCAUCUUCCAAUGAUUUUGCUAAAAUCGAAAAACCAUGUGUGAUAACAUCACCACAUUUCGAGAAUCCUUUUCGUAAACUUAAAACUGAGAUCUUAGUGAAAGAGUCAUGGAAGUUGGGGAACAGAAUCACCUCUGAUCCAAACGAAGUAAUCACUAAACCUCAUGACUACGCUGAUGCCAGUACCAGCCCUGUUUUAGUGGACACGGAGACAUCGAAUAUGGAUGAAGUGGAAACGGAAAACAAAUUUCUGCAGCCAAAUAUUGAGGGUGACCACAAUCAAACUCCUGUUUCUUCUGAACUGAACUUAAAAGAUGCAACGCUGGAGGGUAUUGUGCUAAGUGAUACAAAAUCAUCGGAAAGAAGUCACUCUUCGCGUAAACCAUCGCUUGCGCUGAAGGUUCCUAAUGUUGUUCUAACGCGUAGUGCUCCUAGUGUUAAGGAUACGUCAUCUCAGCUGUCUGAAUCCGAUUCUUUGAGCAAAAAAUUAGACUUUUCUACCGGAAAACAAGGCUCAUCAGAUGAAAAUUUUUGGGAUUGAUUUUGUCAGCGUUUGUUAGGUAUUUAAUACAAAUAAAUUUUUCAUAUAUU
Messenger RNA from Hermetia illucens (black soldier fly), 2578 nucleotides. Its product is annotated as oral-facial-digital syndrome 1 protein homolog. Lineage: Eukaryota; Metazoa; Arthropoda; Insecta; Diptera; Stratiomyidae. The transcript has 6 exons. The coding region runs from base 123 to 2528 and encodes 801 amino acids. The record is from RefSeq and is a predicted model, not a curated record.